AUGGUGAACCCCCUCUUGUCGAUGCAGCAUUGUUCUAGGCUUACUAGUUAUCCUGUCUUCAACAAUGGAAGAUACCAAAAUGUUCUUCUCACUAGUUAUACUGAGCAGUCUUUUGCUAAAGCUUACGGUAUUGUUGAAGACAGGAUAAUUGGUGGAAAAGUUGGAAGGAACAUAUUGUUCGACUUCUUAUUUGCAGGUGUUGGAAUAUAUACUGUAUCAUCUAUGCCAGCUUUCAUGCUCAACGUCUUUGUCCAACUUGGCGCAAUGGUGAAUAGAGUUUCUGAAUUUAGCGUCUUGGGUUGGUUUGGGUGGGCGAGGUUUGUCAACUGUAUAUGUGAUCUUCUCGUGCUUAAUCCUCAGAUUGAUCAGGUGCCUACUUCUCAUAUAAUGUUGUUCCCUUAG
Molecule: messenger RNA, 402 nt
Organism: Arabis nemorensis
Lineage: Eukaryota; Viridiplantae; Streptophyta; Magnoliopsida; Brassicales; Brassicaceae
Source: the annotation of a GenBank genome assembly